AACAAGCGCCGUGCAAAUUGUGUUUUCAAACUUUGAAAAAGCUACCAGAUAUUUGUUUAGUUUUUCUCUUGAACUCAAUCCAAGUAGUUUUUUUAUACACAUUUAUACAACUGCAGGAAACUAGUUUUACCUUCUUUCACCGCCACAAAAGCGCAAAAUUAAUAUCGAAAGAAAACAAACGCAACUAUGCCAAGCCAAGCUGUUAAUGCCAAUCUUAGUUUUAAUAUUAAAUUGCUGUCAGGCAAGAACGUGGUACUCGUUGAAUGUCCCGGCUUCGAGAGUGAACUCUUUUUGCCGCAGAUCAUCAAAGGCCGCAUCAAUUUCCAAAAUAUCAUACCAACACAUCGAUGCUGCAAUGCAGCCGCUGCCAAUGUGCAAACUGAUCAACUAAUAUUACCCGGCUUUAAGUUGGGGGGUCUUAAAAUCGUUGCUGCUUCUCAACCAGCUAAAACGCCACAGAAGCACAGCUAUGCCGAGAUGCAAGUGAGCAAUCUAUCCGGACCAUUGGCCCGAAGCACACCCUCGAAUGGACGCCCUGGCAAGGAAAACAUACUGAUAACAAAGACACCGGAGCGAGCACGUUUCAAGCCCAGCAAAGAAGUUGUUCCCCAGGAAUUGCCUGGAGAGGCGCUCGAGAAAUCUCUCCCACAACUCAUCGAUAUACCGACGUUGAACGUUAGCGAUACUAUGAUGCACAGCAGCCCAUUACGUUUCUCUCCUAACUCAACCUUGACGCUGUCUGGCAAAUCAAUGGAUUCCUGUCUCUCCAAAGCGCCACCAAUGAAAACCUACUCUCGCCCAAAGCCGAAUGCUUCAGCGCAGACAAAGCCACCAAUUUCUUGGUCUCCGUUGCAAAAGAAGAAAAAGACGUCGAAGGUAUCCUCAACAAAGCCGCUGAGUCCCGCCAUGAAACUUGAGGUGCGUCAUCGCAAGUUGAUUGUGGACAACAAAAAGUCCAUCUCAUCAAAUGUGUCACAAAAACCUGUAGCCAAGCCAAUUACGAAGACGGCGAUCCGACGCUUGCAGGUGACAGGCAAAACGCGGGUCCAAUUCGAGGCGCUAAAGGAGACGGCUUAUGAUCGACUGACGUUACCAGGACGGGGUCACGUUUCGGAUGCGCUAUCUAAGCAAUUUAAGGACGCUUGUUUGGACAAGUACAUGGAAACGUUGCCGACCUAUGCGGCGUUAGCGAAGACAGCUCCUUUGCAGAUGGAUCGCCAAGUGAAGACAUUAAUGGCCAAGGAGAAGCGCUUGGAGAAGCAACUGACGAAAUCUCAGCUAGUUAGAAUAAUGAAAUCUUAAAUUACAAACUGAUAAAACAAACAUUGUAAGCGAAUUCUUGAGAUAUGAAAUAGUAUCUAUUGUCAAAUACAGACAGUUUUGAUGGACAA
Drosophila albomicans is the source of this 1391-nucleotide messenger RNA. RefSeq lists its product as uncharacterized. The coding region runs from base 187 to 1302 and encodes 371 amino acids. The transcript has a single exon. The record is from RefSeq and is a predicted model, not a curated record. NCBI's taxonomy places the organism in Eukaryota, Metazoa, Arthropoda, Insecta, Diptera, Drosophilidae.